AUGAAAACACCGGAAUUUAGUUUAGAUUCUUUAAAAAAGAAAAAUAGAAAAAAAAAAAAAAAAAACUUGAAUUUCGAAAAAUUCAGUGCCCAUUAUUUCUUAAAAUUACCAAUAUUUAUAAUAUUAAUGAUUGCAUUUUCUUUAAAUGCUUUCAUAUAUUUAUUUAUUAGAUGUUUUAUAUAUUUUUUUGAAAACAUAUCCUUUUUUGUAGUGACCAAGUAUAAGGAUUUUUGUAGAUAUGUAAAAAAAAAAGACCAUUUGAAAGAAAAUAAAGAUGAAAUAUUUUAUGAGAAAAAUGAAAGUAUUUUAAAGAUUGAAAGUUUAAUGGGGACUUGCAAUAAUUAUUACGAUUAUAUAAAAUAUGCAUAUCGAAUGGAUGUUCUAACAGGAAAAAUUGUACAUAUAAAUGAAAAUGAUGAUUAUAUAAAUAUUUAUGAUGUAAACUUAUUAAAAAAGACAUCAGAAAGUAUAAAAAAUAAUUUAUUAAAUAAUGACAUUUUACUUCUCCUUGAAGACAUUAAAAUCGCUACAUCCCCUCGAAUAAAGGCAGUGUUUCAAGAAAAAUAUUAUUGUAAAACAUAUUCUACCCCACAUAUAAUAGUCACAAAUUUUAUUAAUAAUAUAUUAAACGGGUUAAAUUAUAUAGAAAAUUAUGUAAAAGAACAAAAAGAAAAAAACUAUAAUUAUCUAUAUUCAGAUGAAUAUUUAUUAAUUAAAAAGUAUUUUAAAGAAAUUUUUCGGCAGUGGGGGAACACAGCUUUAUUUCUAAGUGGUGGUGCCAUUUUAGGAUUACACCAUUUUGGUGUUUUAGAAACUUUCUUAAAGGCCUCUAUUAAUAUAGAUUACUUUAAUGAUUUUAUUAAAACAAGUAUGAAAAAAGAAAAUAUUUCAAAAAAAAAAAAAAAAAAUAUAUCCCUUAAAAGAAAAAAUAAUUCAAACAAAAAUAAGAAUAUUGAUGUGAAAAGUGACUUAAAAAUGGGCAAUUUAUUUUUAAAGGAAAAAAAAAGGAAGAAUAAAAAAGAAAAAAAUUAUAAUCUUACAUUUAAUCGUAAUAAUCCUUCUUCUACAUAUAAGAAAUUGAAGUUUUUUCAUAAUGAUGAACUAAACUUAGGAGAGAGUAAUAAUACUGAAAAUACUCAACAAAAUGAAUGCAAAAUAAAAAGUAAUAUAAUUAAAAACAGUUUCAAUGAGAUUAAUGAAAUAAAAAAUGGAAAUAGUUCUGAGAAAAAAAUUAAGGAAGAUACUUUCAUAAAAAAUAAUAAGAAAGAUAAUUUUUUGAGUAAUAGAGAAAAUGAUUUUGUGAAAAAUUUUGAAGAUAACAUCAUGCCUCAAAUUAUAUGUGGAACUUCAGCUGGAAGUAUAAUUGCAGCAUGGAUAUGUUCAAGAACAAAUAAAGAAUUAUUAGAGGAAUUUAAUAUUGAAUUUAUUUAUAAUAUUGUUUCAUGUUUUUCUUCAGAAAAUUGGUUUUACUCCUUUUUUAAUAUUUAUAAAAAAGGUAAUUUCUAUGAUAUUGAUAAGAUUAUAAAAAUUAUAUAUAAUUUAUAUGGUGAUAUGACAUUUCUAGAAGCAUUUAUUAAAACUAAUUUAGUAUUAAACAUUACUGUUACUAGGGCUGAAUGCGAAAAUAACACUUUCAGUUGCGAUGAAGAUGGCCAUAUUGUAUUAAAUUAUAUGAAUUCUCCUAAUGUUUUAAUAUAUACAGCUGUAUUGGCUAGUUGUUCAUUCCCUUAUUUAUUGCAACCAUUUAAAUUGUUAGAAAAAAAAUAUAAUAAAGAAAAUGUUUAUCGCUUUAUGUCAAUAAAUCAAAUAAGUAAUUCAAAAUUAAUAUUAAAUAGCUCUAGUAAUAAUACAUGUGAUAAUGAAAUUCCAUUAAAAGAAGAUGAUGAAUUUCCAAAUAUAAAAACAGGAAGCAUCAAUAUAAAAUAUGAAAAAAAAGAGAAUAAUUUAAAUAAAGUUGAUUCAGCUAAUAUAAGAAAUAGUAGUUAUGAUAAUUAUUUUAUUCCUAAUGAUACACAAAAUAGUUGUACUGUAAUAUAUGAAAAAAAAGAUUCAUGUUGUGGAGAUGUUGAUACAUAUAUAAAAGAGAAAAAUAAUUUUAGUAAAAAUGUUUCAAUGAAAAAUAAUAUAAGAAAUAAAUUCAAUAAAUCAAAUGAAGACUAUGUGUAUAAAAAUAAAGAAGAUAAAUUAAAGGGAAGAAUAGAUAAAUUAAAUUCUCAGAGUGCUGAUCAAAUUAAAAAUAUAAAUAAUUCAAAUAACUACAUGAAAAAUGAAAUCACCAAUACAAAAAAUGUAAAAAAAGUUAAAAAUACUUCUGAUAGCUCAGAUUUGUUCACGAAUGAUUCCAAAAACUCUAUGAUAAUGAAAGACAAAAAGGAGGAAUACAAUAAAAUAUCUAUGAAUGAAUUUUCAAGAAAAAAAAUAUUAGGAAUUGAAAAUUGUGAAGAUGCAUAUGAAAAAAAAGGUGACAUCAAUUUAGAGGAAAAUAAAAGAGAACUUAAGAAUCAUUUCAGUAAUGAAAAUAUAAUAAAGAAGAAAAAUUAUGAAAAAAAAAAAAGACAUAAUGAAUUUAUUGAUUUUAAUGAAUAUAAAAAUAUAGAUUUAUUAAAUGAAGAAUAUACAAUAAUAAAUAGUGUUCAAUUUAAAAAUAUGUAUUUUCAUGAUGGAUCAUUAAAAAGUGAUAUACCAGCCCGUAAUUUAAAUCAAAUAUUAUCUGUCAAUUAUAGAAUUGUUUCACAAGUAAAUCCUCAUGUAUUUCCUUUUACUGGGGUAAGAAUUCAUGGAGAAGCUGGUAAACCAGUCAAAUGGAGAGGGAACUAUGGAAAUUGGAGAGCUGGUUUUUUAAUGUCAUGUAUGGAAAUAUUAUUCAAAGAAAAUAUGAGAUAUAUUUUAAGAUUAAUGGCAUUAUUAGAUCUAUCACCAACAAUUAGAGGAUUAAAUGCUGGUUCAAUAGCUAUGCAAAAUUAUAAUGGAGAUAUAACACUGCAUCCGAAAAGGUUAUAUUUAAAACAUUUUAAAUUAAUAAGUGUAUCUAAUUAUGAUGAUGUAGAAUGGUAUAUACAACAAGGAAGACAAAUGACUUUUCAAAAAUUACCUUUAAUUUUGAACAGAAUGAAAAUUGAAAAAAAAUUAUUAAAAAUGAAAAAAUGUUUUUUUUGA
Messenger RNA from Plasmodium relictum, 3156 nucleotides. RefSeq names its product patatin-like phospholipase, putative. The transcript has 2 exons. The coding region runs from base 1 to 3156 and encodes 1051 amino acids. Lineage: Eukaryota; Apicomplexa; Aconoidasida; Haemosporida; Plasmodiidae. Gene Ontology annotation, molecular function: triacylglycerol lipase activity. The record is from RefSeq and is a predicted model, not a curated record. Gene Ontology annotation, biological process: lipid metabolic process.